This is a messenger RNA of Anoplopoma fimbria (sablefish), 3671 nucleotides long. RefSeq names its product transducin-like enhancer protein 3-B. Gene Ontology annotation, molecular function: transcription corepressor activity; protein binding. Lineage: Eukaryota; Metazoa; Chordata; Actinopteri; Perciformes; Anoplopomatidae. Gene Ontology annotation, biological process: negative regulation of canonical Wnt signaling pathway; regulation of DNA-templated transcription. The record is from RefSeq and is a predicted model, not a curated record. Gene Ontology annotation, cellular component: nucleus; transcription regulator complex.
AAAGAAAAAGGAGAGAAAACAACGAAUUCCCUCGUGUCAAGGACGCGACAUGUAUCCACAAGGCCGACAUCCGGCACCUCACCAGCCAGGGCAGCCUGGCUUCAAGUUCACCGUGGCCGAGUCCUGCGAUAGGAUCAAAGACGAGUUUCAGUUCCUGCAGGCUCAGUACCACAGUCUUAAAGUGGAGUACGACAAACUGGCCAAUGAGAAGACGGAGAUGCAGCGUCACUAUGUCAUGUACUAUGAGAUGUCCUAUGGGCUCAACAUUGAGAUGCACAAACAGACUGAGAUUGCCAAACGUCUCAAUGCUAUUCUGGCUCAGAUCAUGCCGUUCUUAUCACAAGAGCACCAACAGCAGGUGGCUCAGGCUGUUGAACGGGCCAAACAGGUGACCAUGACCGAGCUGAAUGCGAUCAUCGGGCAGCAGCAGCCGCCUCAUAGUGUCUACCCAGCCUUCAUGCAGCAGCAGCUCCAGGCUCAGCACCUCUCUCACGCGGCCCACGGCCCCCGUCCAGCUGCCCCCCACCCCUCAGGCCUGCAGCCGCCCGGCAUGCCCCCCGUGACGGGCGCUGGCUCCGGCCUGCUGGCUCUCGGUGCUCUCGGCAGCCAGGCCCACCUGCCUGUAAAGGACGAGAAGAACCACCACGACCUGGAGCACCGAGAGCGCGAAUCCAGCACGAAUAACUCGGUGUCGCCAUCAGACAGCCUGCGGGCAGCGAGCGAGAAGCACCGCGGCUCCUCAGACUACAGCCUCGACUCCAAGAAACGUAAAGUGGACGACAAAGACAGCAUGAGCCGAUAUGACAGUGACGGAGACAAAAGCGACGACUUGGUGGUGGAUGUUUCCAAUGAGGAUCCCGCCACCCCUCGAGUCAGCCCCGCUCACUCUCCUCCGGAGAACGGCCUGGAUAAAUCACGAGUCCUGAAGAAGGACGCCGCCCCCAACAGCCCCGCCUCCGUCGCCUCCUCGGGCAGCACGCCGUCCUCCAAAGCCAAGGACCACGCCCAUAAUGACAAGUCGUCCACACCGAGCCUGAAGUCCAACACACCUACUCCGAGGAACGAGGUGCCGACGCCAGGAACCAGCACCACUCCAGGACUACGACCGCUCACAAUGGGCAAACCACCCGGCAUGGAGGCUUUGGCUCCCCCGGCCCUGCGUACCCCUCUCACCAUUGCGGGCUCCUAUGCCUCCCCGUUUGCCAUGAUGGGUCACCAUGAGAUGAACGGAUCCCUGACCAGCCCCGGCGUCUAUCCAGGUCUCAUUUCACCGCAGAUGAGUGCUGCAGCUGCUGCCGCCUAUGGACGCUCACCAAUUGCGGGGUUUGAUCAUCCUCACAUGAGAGCUCCGGGUCUGCCAUCCAGCCUCACGUCCAUUUCUGGAGGAAAACCAGCUUAUUCUUUUCACGUUAGUGCAGAUGGUCAGAUGCAGCCCGUGCCCUUCCCUCCAGACGCACUGAUUGGCCCGGGCAUCCCGCGUCACGCUCGCCAGAUCAACACAUUGAGUCACGGGGAAGUGGUGUGUGCUGUCACCAUCAGCAACCCCACACGUCACGUCUACACCGGCGGCAAGGGUUGUGUCAAGAUCUGGGACAUCAGCCAACCCGGCAGCAAGAGCCCAGUGUCCCAACUCGACUGCCUGAACAGGGACAAUUACAUCCGCUCCUGCAAACUCUUGCCUGACGGCCGCACCCUAAUAGUGGGUGGGGAGGCCAGCACGCUGACCAUCUGGGACCUGGCCUCGCAGACGCCCCGCAUAAAGGCCGAGCUCACUUCCUCUGCUCCGGCCUGCUACGCGCUGGCCAUCAGCCCCGACGCCAAGGUCUGCUUUUCCUGCUGCUCGGAUGGAAACAUUGCCGUGUGGGAUCUCCACAACCAGACCCUCGUUAGGCAGUUCCAGGGCCACACGGACGGAGCCAGCUGCAUCGACAUCUCCCACGACGGGACCAAACUGUGGACCGGAGGGCUCGACAACACCGUCCGCUCCUGGGAUCUGAGGGAGGGACGGCAGCUCCAGCAACACGACUUUACCUCACAGAUCUUCUCGUUGGGCUACUGUCCCACCGGAGAGUGGCUGGCUGUGGGGAUGGAGAGCAGUAACGUGGAGGUGCUUCACCACACCAAGCCUGACAAGUACCAGCUGCACCUUCAUGAAAGCUGCGUCCUCUCACUCAAGUUUGCCUACUGUGGUAAAUGGUUUGUGAGCACAGGGAAGGACAAUCUGCUGAAUGCAUGGAGGACUCCUUAUGGCGCCAGCAUAUUCCAAUCGAAGGAGUCGUCCUCCGUCCUGAGCUGUGACAUCUCAGCAGAUGACAAAUACAUCGUGACAGGAUCCGGGGACAAGAAGGCCACCGUCUACGAGGUCAUCUACUAGAGAGAACGGAGGCUCCUGCUUCAGCACUUCUGAGGAGAAGACUUUUACUUUUUACUCCGACCAUCCGUCUGUGGACUACAACGCGCUGAAAUGAACUACAGAUUUGGCACUGGCGGUGAUCGAUGACCGAAGGAUGCUUGUGCUGGAAAGAAGAUUUUCUGUACUUGAUUUGGAAGGUUUCUUUUUUGGUUACACAUUUUUUUUAAAACUUUUUUCCCCCCUUGAGAAUAUUUGGUCGUAACCCGAUGAAGCGGCGCUUCAUUUCUGAGAACCUCGUUCCCCCAGACGUCUUGUGAAAAGUGUACAUAUCGGAUUAAAUAAAAGACACUUUAUAUAUAUUAUAAAAUAUAUAUAUUUUCAUGUCCUGGGUGUACUUGUGAUGAUUUUUUUUGGCCCACUCUGUCUUAUGCCAUGAUAUUUGAGUGGGAAAGCAGAACAUAGAUUAGAACUUUUUAACAAUUUUACUCUUGAUUUUUCUUAAAGCACAUUCUCCAAGCUGACCUUUUCAGAAAUGAAACAGAGGAGCAUGAAACUUGUAAGUAGGACGUUUUGUGGAGAUUUUUAAAUGGCCUUUUUGUCACAGUGCUCUUACCGGACAAUGGAUACGUGGAGUCCUCUGACUCCGGCAGAGACUUGGCUGGUUUGGACCACUGUGGGACGGAGCAGGACACUAUGAUUCAGGAGAAGAAAUGGAUGUAAAUUUAAUUCAUAUAUAUAACAAAAGACCUUUUUUUUUUUUAAAGUGUACUGCUCUGUCUGUGCUAUCUUUCUCCCUGUUUGUUUUACCUUGUUGGAUUACACGAGAUGGGGAACGUUUAAUGUUUAGCCUAACCCUUGGACCUCAGUUGGCAGCAGAAGCACUGCAGCAGGCACAAACUGGAUGAAAAUGUGCUUUUUUGCUAACUUGACGCAAUAUGGAUGUUGAAUUGCACCAUUGCUUUCUUGGCUACAGACUAAACUGUUCAAUCUGCGCUAUUGGAAUCCUUAUCUUAUCAAUAUUCCUGGAAUAUGUUUGGUUGGCGGAGACAUGUAAAUGCUCAUGAGGACAGAGGGAACGGCACUUAAAUGUAAACACAAAUGAAUAAGUCGAGUGUCUCCCAUGUAGACGGUAAGACAACAGUGAAUAAUUCUGGUUGUACACUGUGCUCCUGAUCCUGUCAGCAUUUCCCACAAAAAAAAUUCUAAAGGGCCGAUCAGCGCUGGCCCUCUGAAUCACACCAAAGUAUGUAGCAAAUGCUGUCGGCACUGAAAAUAAAUGUACAGUUGUUAAUAAAUCAAUAAAACAGUUUUUGUAGAA